AUGGCUGGCAAAGGCAAAAACGGCAAACCCGGGGCCACAGCAGCGCCGGCCCCGGCCCCGGCUGCCGCCGCAGCCGCGCCGGGGGCGGCCCCUCCUCCGGGCGACAAGCCUGAGGAAAAGACAGAGGAGAAGAAAAAGUCCGAGCAGCCCAAGGAUGAAGUGGGAACGAGGAAGGGGUGUCGCCGUUACAAGUGGGAAUUCAAGGACAGCAAUAGAGAGUUCUGGGUUAUGGGGUACGCUGAGGUCAAGCUCAUUAGCUUGGGCUGCCUAAUAGGUUCGCUGAUAAUGUUCACGGGGACCACUGUGCACCCCCUCCUGACACUCAUCAUCACCAUGGAGUUGUCCAUCUUCACCUUCUUCAUCAUUAUCUACACCUUCGCCAUCCAGAGAUACAUGCCCUUCAUCCUGUGGCCCAUUUCUACCUUCCAGUGGGGCCAGAGCAGCGGCAGCUUAAGUUAG
Balaenoptera acutorostrata (minke whale) is the source of this 459-nucleotide messenger RNA. It is a transcript of the gene CMTM2, whose product is annotated as CKLF like MARVEL transmembrane domain containing 2. Lineage: Eukaryota; Metazoa; Chordata; Mammalia; Artiodactyla; Balaenopteridae. The transcript is spliced from 3 exons. The record is from RefSeq and is a predicted model, not a curated record. Bases 1 to 459 code for a protein of 152 amino acids.